This is a messenger RNA of Sporothrix brasiliensis 5110, 2439 nucleotides long. Its product is annotated as ariadne-1. The transcript has 6 exons. The record is from RefSeq and is a predicted model, not a curated record. Gene Ontology annotation, molecular function: ubiquitin conjugating enzyme binding; thioredoxin peroxidase activity; zinc ion binding. Lineage: Eukaryota; Fungi; Ascomycota; Sordariomycetes; Ophiostomatales; Ophiostomataceae. The coding region runs from base 1 to 2439 and encodes 812 amino acids. Gene Ontology annotation, biological process: cellular response to oxidative stress; ubiquitin-dependent protein catabolic process; protein polyubiquitination. Gene Ontology annotation, cellular component: cytoplasm; ubiquitin ligase complex.
AUGGCUUCCCGUUUGUUCAGAUCAUCUAUCACUGCUGCCCGCAUGGCGUCGGUCCUACCGCGGGCGACCACUGCGCCUUUAAUCCGCCACUUGCACGUUGGUCGGCCUCUUUUUGUGAAAGUUGGCCAGGAGGUGCCCAAUCUGGAGGUCCUUGUCGAGGACAGCCCGGGUAACAAGGUCAAUCUCGCCGAGGAAUUUCAGAAGGGUGACGGCCUCAUCAUUGGCGUGCCAGGCGCCUUUUCUGGUGCUUGCUCGCAGACACAUGUUCCUUCAUACAUUACGCACCCCAAGCUGAAGAACGCUGGGCAAGUCUUCGUUGUGUCCGUCAACGAUGCUUUUGUGAUGAAAGCAUGGGGUGACUCCCUGGACCCAACUCAUGACUCUAAGAUCCGAUUUUUGGGAGACCCUGCUGGUGAGUUCACCAAGGCUCUAGACCUUGAUUUCGAUGCCUCUGCCUUUUUUGGCAACGACCGCUCCAAACGCUAUGCUCUUGUCAUCGAGAACGGUAAAGUCAAGAGUGCCCAUGUCGAGCCCGACAACACAGGAACGGAUGCCACCAUCACCAUUCCUCGACUACCAAAGCGGAAAGCCGCUGAGGCGACGGCAACCACCGAGGGCCGCUCUCUUCGCCAGAGGAGGCAACCGCCCGAGGGCUUGAAGCAAGCCACAGACACCAAGGCGCCUACACCGGCGACAACGGCGACAACAACCAGAGGUACUAGGAGUACGAAUCUCCCGAUAAUCUCUGAGGGAGCGUCGAAUCCGACACCUGCUUUGUCUUCUCCCCAGGACGGACCGCCGACACCACAGACGGCCGUUUCUACCGCCAUGGAGUCCGACGACGACUUCUUGUCGAACAUGUCAAGCGAGGACGAUGCUAUGCACGAUGAUAGUGACAACGGUUUACUGUCAGGAGGUGAAGAUUUUGACGACUUCGAAGAAGAGCCGGAUGAUAUCGACAUCGACAUCGUUAAGGAUGUAGCGGCUGACGAUAAACGAAAACACGCAUAUGAAGUCGAUUUUAAAGUCUAUGAACCGAGGGACCUUGACCGACAACAGGAGGAACUCAUGGACGAAGUCAACAUGAUCCUCGAAAUGCGACCCGAAGACGCAGCUAUCCUCCUCCGCCACUUCCGUUGGAACCGGGAGCGUCUCAUAGAGGAAUACAUGGAGAGCCCUUCCAAUGUUCUGGAAGCCGCCGGGCUUGGGGCCGACGUUGUCGGACUGCCGAGGCUGGAGGUCAUUCCUGGUUUCACUUGUGACAUAUGUUGCGAGGACGACGAAGGAUUGGAAACUUUUGCAUUAAAGUGCGGCCACCGUUACUGCGUGGACUGCUAUCGCCAAUAUUUGACACAGAAAAUCCGCGAAGAGGGCGAAGCGGCAAGAAUACAGUGCCCCACGACCAAUUGCGGCCGCAUCAUUGACGCCAAGUCCCUGAGCAUUCUUGUCACUCCGGACCUUUCUGAUCGCUACCACGAACUGCUUAAUCGCACGUACGUCGAAGACAAGGAUUCGCUGAAGUGGUGCCCUGCGCCCGAUUGUGAGAAUGCCGUGGAUUGCCACAUCAAGAAAAAGGACUUAGACCGCAUUGUCCCUUCUGUCGAAUGCAGCUGUGGCUACCGUUUCUGCUUCGGCUGCUGCCUGAAAGACCACCAGCCUGCUCCAUGCAAGCUUGUGAAGCAGUGGUUGAAGAAGUGUGCCGACGAUUCCGAAACUGCCAACUGGAUUUCUGCAAACACAAAGGAAUGUCCGAAGUGCAACUCAACAAUCGAAAAAAACGGCGGCUGCAAUCACAUGACUUGUAGAAAGUGCAAGCACGAGUUUUGCUGGAUGUGCAUGGGACUCUGGUCGGAGCAUGGUACCAGUUGGUACAAUUGCAACCGUUUCGAAGAGAAGAGCGGUACUGAAGCUCGUGAUGCACAAGCAAAAUCUAGAGUUUCCUUGGAGCGAUAUCUGCACUACUACAAUCGAUACGCAAACCACGAGCAGUCAGCCAGGUUGGACAAGGAUAUUUACACACGUACCGAACAAAAGAUGGUCCAGUUGCAGACCUCUUCAGGCAUGUCUUGGAUUGAGGUACAGUAUCUGAACGCCGCGUCACAGGCGCUGCAGACCUGUCGCCAGACGUUGAAGUGGACAUAUGCUUUCGCUUUUUACCUUGCUCGGAAUAACAUCACAGAGAUGUUCGAGGACAACCAAAAGGAUCUCGAGAUGGCCGUGGAGGCACUGUCAGAAAUGUUCGAAAAGCCGGUCAGCGAUCUGUCGGAGGCCAAGAUGAAGGUGGACAUCAUGGACAAGACUGCGUACUGUAACAAACGGCGCGUGAUUCUCCUGGAGUACACGGCCGACAAUCUUGCACACGGACGUUGGACGUUUAAUAACGACCACAAUUUGGCGUCUGCGGCGACGGCUAAACCCGCUGCAAAUGCGCGACCAUGA